Messenger RNA from Parnassius apollo (apollo), 597 nucleotides. The record is from the annotation of a GenBank genome assembly. NCBI's taxonomy places the organism in Eukaryota, Metazoa, Arthropoda, Insecta, Lepidoptera, Papilionidae.
AUGCUAAAAUGCAUAAUUCAACUUGUGGUUGAAGAGACUAAUACCUUGGACGAAAGUUUUGAAGAAGUAGAGGACGGAGAGUUACGGAUUUUGACAUACAAGGAACAAAUAAAGAAGAUACAACAGUGGUCUUUUGUUUAUACACACCUUGCCAAGGCAACAAAACUUUUCAAUGUUAUUUUUGGAUUACAGAUUACGGUGAUGUUGGUAUCAGCGAUUGCAUACAUCAGCACAUUUUUGUAUACAUUUAUAUUUAUAAGUGUCAAUGUACAUAAAAACAAAUCAUGGGUGUUGUUUAAAAUUUGCAUUAAACUUAUAUUAAACCAAGCUGGUAUAUUGCUUUUGUCAAAAGCGGCACAAAAAAUGCAGAAUAAUGUAGAUAUGUUAAAACGCUGCCUGGCAACACUGCUUACUUACUCACUUCACGAUAUUGAAAUGUAUAGAGCUACAAAAGACCUGCUUCGAUUUGUUUCAAAACGUCCAUUACAGAUCCGGGCAUUUGGAUCUAUUGUAGUCGACAUGAGCUUACCCCCAACAUGCGUCAUGCUAUUUACGUCUUACACAAUUAUUGCAUUACAGUUUAACAAUGUAUUGUAA